AGUUUUAAAAUAAAGUUGUUUUGAUAUAUAUAAUCCCUUGAAUUAGAAAAUAUUGAUCAUUUGAAUUACAAUAAAUCCUUUCUUUUAAAAUUGUCUUAAAACGCUUUUAAGUUUUGCAGUUACGGGAAUUUUAAGUAUAGGAAUAAUUAAAUUUAUUUUUAUUCAAUUACGUAGAUGAUAAUCGUAAUUUUUUUGCAUUAUUAUUAAAAUUUUCGAUAUCGUUUAGUUUUAUUUUUUAUGAAGAAAUAAAAUCUGCAAUAAAUUUGGAAAUCUUCAAUAAAGUGAAACGCUGUAAAUCUUCUGGAAUUCUGUAACAAAAUCCAAAAUUUCAAUGCAGCCUCAGGAAAACGUCACGAAUUCUGCAGUCAUCAAAGCAACUUGUUAUUGUCCAUGUGCUCAACCCAGCAAGACUGCAAGAGCUUCUUCCAGUACCAGCAGACACAUGACAGGUGCAGAUCGGAGUGGACAGGCCAUUCGAGAUUAUUGGAAGCGACAGGACUUCUUGGAUCAAAUCACAGACUAUGCUCAGCGGCAAGAGAAAGAACUAAUUCGCAAUCAGUGGGAACAUGAAGCUGAAAGGAAAGCUUUUUACAGCAGGGUACAGUGGGAAAUGGAUAAGAUUAAGGGAAAAAUGGAAGAGGACUUGGAAAAACGCAGAAAAAGGCUUUCAGAUCUCUUAAAAGAAGAAGAGGCCGAGUAUCUAAUAGAAGAAAGUACUUCAUUCCAUGAAGAUCCAGGGGAGAAACAACAGAGAAUGCUGGACAGGUACUGUGAGUUAAAAACGCAAAAAGAGAGGAAGAGACAACAAAUUGUACUUGAAAAGAAGGAACAGCAGUUUAAACUAAACUGCGACGAAUUGCGGACUGAGCUGAGCAAGAAAAUGCAACGGCAAGCAGUUGAGGAUGGCAAGAGAAUAAUCCGGGAAAGACAAGCCGAGUCGGAACAAAAGAUUCGAGAAGAGGAACUCUACGAGCAACUAUUGAGGAUGGAUUGCGAGGCAAAGAGGCAGAAAGAAGAAAAAGAAGAAGAAGAAAGAAAAAAGACAGACAUCGCAUAUAGCAGAUACAUUGAAGAUCAGAGGGAAGCUAUGAAAUCAAAAAAAUUGAGGAGAUUGAGAGAAAAAGAGGAAGAGGCUGAAAUUAUGGCUGAACAAAAGAGACUCAUGGAAUUGGAAGAAUUGUGUGAAAGAGAGAAAAAUAAAAGGAAACAAGAAGAAAUGAGGAGGAACUUAGACAGCUGUUUGAGGGAGAAGUUAAAGAAGAAAUCAAAAGAAGUGCAAGACGAUCUGCUUCAAGAUCUCUUCUUCAUCAUGGAUGAAUCAUGGAUGGAUGUACAAAUCAUGGAUGACAAAGACGAAAAAGAAAGAAAUGCAAAGAAACGAGCUUUGAUGAAAGAACAGCAGGAGUAUUUGAAGUAUUUGAAAGAUCAAAUGAAGAAGGAAGAUGAUUUCGAGAAAGAGAUUGAUAAGCUCUACCAAGAUGAAUUAGACGAAAUCUGGAAAAAGAGGCAGAAUGAGUGGGAUGAAGAAAAGCAGAAACGAAGACAGCUGGAGCAAGACGUCAUGAACGGCAUAAAAGAACAAAUUCAAUCAAACAUUGAAAAAAGUAAACAAGUUUUUCAUUUGAACGAAUCAUACGCUCAGUUGGUUAUGAAAGAAGUUGAAGAAGAUAAAAAGAGAAAUGCCGAGAAACUGAAAUUAAUUAGAGAACGAAAUGAAAGACAUCAAAAUGAGCUCCUAAAUCAAAUCCGAGAAAAACAAGAACGAUUAAAAGAAGAGAAGAGGUUGAUUGAUAUGGAAUUGGAAGUGGCUCGUUGCGAAAGAGAAGAUGAAGAGACCAAGAUUCAAAAAUUGCUUUCAGACAUGAAGAUAGAUCAUGAACAUCCAUAUCGAAUGAGCAGGAAAGGGCACAAUGAUGCAAAUAACUGUUGUAGUGUCUGUAAUAAUCGCAAUGACUGUAAUUGUUUCAGUGCAUGUAAUUGUUGCAGUGUCUGUAAAUAA
This is a messenger RNA of Parasteatoda tepidariorum (common house spider), 1999 nucleotides long. Its product is annotated as cilia- and flagella-associated protein 53. Lineage: Eukaryota; Metazoa; Arthropoda; Arachnida; Araneae; Theridiidae. The record is from RefSeq and is a predicted model, not a curated record.